UACAUGUAUAUAUAUUAAUGUUAUGCUAUUUUCGUUAUGUAACCAAACAAAAGAGCUUUUGAGUUUUGGUCGUACAAAAAAAAAGAAAGGGAAAAUGAAGAUAGGACCUGUAGGGAAGCAUGAUGCUAGAAGCACUACAAUUGUAAACUGGGACGAAGGAUCUCACGAUGGCUUCAUCUCUCAGAUUUUUCUAUCUCAUGGCGUCGCUGGAAUUAUGUCUAUCCAAUUCCAGUUCGUGAUGGACGGAAAACUCGUUUUAUCCGAUCGUCACGGUCCAUUUUCCGGCAACAUGUUUGACGUUAUAGAGCUCAACUAUCCGCAUGAGUACAUAACUGGAAUCAGUGGAGAGUAUUACAAGUAUGAAGCCAACAAUCCUCACAUGAGGUCUCUCAAAUUCAAUACCAACACUAGCGAGUACGGUCCUUUUGGCACCUCCGGUUCGAGCAACGACAAAUUUGCUUUUAAACUCGGGAAAUCUCCUCAGUUCGGCGGUUUCCAUGGGACUUAUGAUGCCUCGGGACUACAGUACAUUGGUGUUUAUCUCCGCCCAAAAACAGUUCUACCCAAAAUAGAUACGGGCAAUGCAGAGGAAACAGAGUCAAAAAUUGUACUGGGCUGAAAGUGUUUGUAUACGACUCUAUUCUGCUGAUUGUACAUUCUUAAUUAUGAAAAUUCUUCUAUG
This is a messenger RNA of Arabidopsis thaliana (thale cress), 682 nucleotides long. It is a transcript of the gene RTM1, whose product is annotated as Mannose-binding lectin superfamily protein. Gene Ontology annotation, molecular function: carbohydrate binding. Gene Ontology annotation, cellular component: cytoplasm. NCBI's taxonomy places the organism in Eukaryota, Viridiplantae, Streptophyta, Magnoliopsida, Brassicales, Brassicaceae. The record is from RefSeq and is marked reviewed. The coding region runs from base 23 to 619 and encodes 198 amino acids. The transcript is spliced from 2 exons.